ACAUCGCUCCGGUACCGAUCUAAUGAGUAAAUUAAUACUACGCCAUCCUUAGUUUAACAUAUCGUUUUGAGAACAUAGGUUCUGAAGCCUGUUCUCAGUAUGUCGAUCGGUCUACGGAAUGGCCUAGUGGACGAUGCUCAGUCGUGUUAUUUGCCCCCAUUGAAGUCACCAUUUCCUUGCCUCCUGUUCUAGUGGAAGUCCAAAAUACAAUUGACCUCAAGUUUAUACAAAGAAUCAUUGAAUACAGCCUUGCAGUUAUCAAAGAACAUGGUGUUUCACCAAUUAUUGUUGUCUUCGGCAUACAUCCCACAAAACCAAGCGUAGCCAAUGAUUUAGUACAAAGUGAUCAGAUGCCAUACGCAAAAGAAUAUCCUUGCAAACCAUGGGCUAAAUCUUUUUACAUUCUGGAUCCUAUCACUAUCAAUAGUCAUAUUCAUGAACAACCACUUAAACCAUUAGUUGCAGUAGAACACUUUUUGCACAAGCAAAAAAGAACUCUGUUGGGCAUGGAUAUCAAGGAGCGUGCUGAUGAGACAAUUCAACUGCUGUAUACUAUUGCAAAACAGAUAUUUAAAAAUGAUAUCACUUUAGAGGAACGAACAAUUGACGUCCUUUUGAAUGUGUGUGAGCGGAUACAAAAGCAGUUUCAUAAGAUCAAGGAGGCAUUAGAAAUCGAAAAUCUGGAAGAGCUAAAAAAAACGCACAAGAGAGUAUGCCGAAGACGACUAUAUGUAUUUGGAGACAUGUAAAACAAAGUAUUGACGCAUAUCUUUACCUGAACCUCCAGCUUUUCCAGAAGAAACAAAAAAAGAUGGACCAUCUAAAAGUGAAUACAAUGAAGAUCUCUUGCCAGCUUCAAAUCUAUCAAAUACAAUAUCACCUGAUUUUGCUUUUAUUGAAAAUUUUAAAAGCAAUCAAAAGAAGAUGAACUGGAACACUUGCUUCAAUGCUGGAAGAGCAAAAGGUUUUUUCAAAUCUUAUAAAGACCCUAACAGUUUAAAAGCUUUUUUUUUUUUUUUU
This is a messenger RNA of Rhizopus microsporus ATCC 52813, 1020 nucleotides long. RefSeq lists its product as uncharacterized. Bases 351 to 749 code for a protein of 132 amino acids. The record is from RefSeq and is a predicted model, not a curated record. NCBI's taxonomy places the organism in Eukaryota, Fungi, Mucoromycota, Mucoromycetes, Mucorales, Rhizopodaceae. The transcript has 2 exons.